Molecule: messenger RNA, 1599 nt
Organism: Penicillium brevicompactum
Lineage: Eukaryota; Fungi; Ascomycota; Eurotiomycetes; Eurotiales; Aspergillaceae
Exons: 3
Coding region: 1-1599 (532 amino acids)
Biological process (GO): double-strand break repair via nonhomologous end joining
Cellular component (GO): nucleus; DNA ligase IV complex
Molecular function (GO): DNA end binding
Source: RefSeq, a predicted model, not a curated record
AUGCCUCCAAGAUGGAUUCGUCUUCAACUGCCCAAUAAAGAUGUGCCUCCCUUGCUUUUCCAAUAUACAUGGACACAACAAGGCUAUGAGUUCUAUGUAACAGAUCUCACCUACAUCUGGUCUGAACGGCUGCCUAAGAAGCAAAUCAUCAAGCGAGCAGAAGAAGAUGUUACAACCAUCGACCCCGGUGAAGACCCAGAGCAACUCAAUGUGCUUCUGGAGAAAAUCGGGGAAGCUCUUCAAAAUGGAACAGAUAGCGUGACGCUAAGCAGCGGGACGCAAGCCGACUCACUCGAACCUUUGAAGUGGAAUUUGAUCUUGGCAAAAGAAGAGCCAUGCUACUUGACCAGUCAAAUGCUGCUUCCGCUUCUCAGGGAGGAGGCCAAUUGGGAAGUUCGUCAACGUUCCCUCCUGCAGCAGAUCAAACAGAAAGACUCUGUAAUCAGCAAGUUCUUGGACAAGAUUGAAACAAUCGGUGUCGAUCUUGGAUCUGUUUUCCCCAGCGCUGCAGGCUCUCGGGCGUCUCGUAAGGGCGUCACGCGAUCUGAGGCUGCCAGGUUUGUCAAAGGUCUAGAGCCAUUCGAGGAACAAAGCUGGCUUGCCGAAGCUGGGUCAUCUGAUGGGGCCGGAUUAGCCACCAAUCUACUCCAGGAACUCGCAGAUCCUGGUGAGUCUCACGACGACUCGGCGACCGACCGCCAGGGAUGGUGGUGUCAGCUUACCAGGUCCCCUGAGGCAACGCCGAUCCAUGACAAAAAGAAUGAGCAAAAAGCCCCACAGAAGCAAGUUGAUACUGAAGUGGAGUCCACAGCAAGCAGUGAUGAGGACAAUGGUGAUUUUCAGCGACAAGAAACACCUCCUCGCCUUAAGUCGCAACCAGCAAAAAGCAACCGCUCACCACCUGGACAAAAUUCUAGAAAGAAGAUUCCGUCACCAGCGCCAUUGCCAGUUGAACCAGAAGAUGAAUCCACUGCGUCAGAUUCCGACCCAGAGCCGGAACCGCGCCGCAGCCGUAUUCCAACUGUGUCUAAGUCGCCGGAACCCCCGGUUCCAAAGCCCCAGGAGGAGCCCAAGCGCAAGAAGGGUGGACUGGGUGUCAUCGGUGGUAAGAAAUAUCAAGCUGCAGAGCCAUCUGUUCCUCCACCGCAGCCUCGCGACUCCCCAGGGCUUCGAGACACCCGGGCAUCACCAGAGCAAAACAUAAGGAGCGAGGAUCCUCUCCCAGUGUCUUCAACAAUACCAUCGGCGACGACUACGGUCAAACGAACCGGAAAGCUUGGCAUGAUUGGUGGCAAAGCCAAAGCCAAAGCCAAAGACCCAGUUCCACAUGAGGCUUCUCCGCCAGUGCCUGAGACGCAGGUCCCAUCUCCCAGCCAAUCCUCUCCCAUCAAGCCGAAGGACAUACACGGAGCCACUGCAAAGGUAGUCCAGAAAGAAGAGACUCCAUUGCCGGAAUUUCCUCCUGCUGAAGCCCCUGCUUCUGUCCCGCCUGCAGAGCUUGAAACCGACGAGCAGCGUGCUGAUCGGAGGCGUGAGGAGCUGAAGCGGUCACUAGAGGCUAAGAGCAAGGUGCCUGCAAAGAAGAAGCGCAGAUUCUGA